AUGAUGAAGCCAGACAGGUAUUACAGCUACGAAGAUAUUUGCAAUGAUGUCGAUGAGAUUGAUUCAGAUUCAGAGAACGACUCGAUCGAGGAUGAUUAUUCAGAGUACUCUGAAUCUCUUUCUCAUGGUAGUCGUGAGGAGUGGCUGAGUACGAUAGCAGAGGAAACCUCCUUUGAUCUACGGACGAGAAAGUCUUUGGAUUCUGCUUCGCUUGUAUCUUGCUUUGAUUUUUCAAUAGCUGAGGAAGAUUUCAAUGAUGAUACUGAUGAGGAAAUUGAUUCGCUGAGAGGGGUGCAACGUCAACUAGAAAGGUUGAAGAAACGGCUAGAUCGGUUCACCAGCAUGAGCGACGAAGAUGAUAGUUUGGAUUCCGAUUGUUACAGCUAUUCAUCAGAAGAAGAACAGCUCGAACCGCUCGAACCGCCACCAAUGCAACAACAACGGAGCAGCAGCAACCUCUCGCCCAAUGGAUCCGAUUCUCCAGAGAAGCCACUUGUUAGGAAAAAGAGUCAAUCGACCCAAACGACAUUGGAAAACUCGUCUCAUUCCGACUCUUCCUCCUCCUCUUCUGCUGCUAAUUCUCUCAAUGAGGACGGUGAAGUGGCCCUGGAUGUGCUUUGUGAAUCGGAACGAAUAGAUCCUCUUUCGAUCUCUAGUUCCAUGAAGGAUACACAAGUACAACUUGGAAUCGUGACACCAAAGAUGGUUGGCAUCCACAGCCAAGCAAUCAAGCUUUCUUCCUCACAGCACCAUCGAUGGAUUGGUACCAAUAUCGAAUUCUCGAUUCCAACAAAGGGCGCUGUUGAGGAUCCAGCAGAUACCGUUUCCCUCUUGGACGCUGCGUCCAUCUCUGCGGAAAGCAUCGUCUCCACCUCGUUUGACAUUUCGUCACGUCAUCGUUCCAACAGCAUCAAGCCGAAUAUUCCAACCUCCAUUCGGGAAGAAUCACGGACUCUGGUCACUCCGCUCAUGAUGAGCCCAAAACGCAAGGUUGUCCUUCCCAGCAAGUUGACACUCAAUAGUGCCUUGUUGCAAAAACUGGACGAAGGCUCCGACUACUCACCGACAUCCAGCAGAUGGAGCGAGGAGUCGAGUCCUACUGUUGCGAGCGAUGACAGUCCGCUGAAACUGUUGAGCACCUUGCCACUCUUACCACCAUCCUCACGCUCUCAAAAGAACAUUGAUUUCAUGGUGGCGGACAAGAAGAUCUCGUGCCAUGCGUCAUCCCGUUUGCCUCCCUCUGUGAAAGGCACAACCACUACGUAUCUACAUGUUCAAUCGCCAGCCUACUGCAGGAGGCAGCAAAAACGAAACCAGAUUCAAGCCAAACUACAAGCACUCCAAUCCAAACUUUCCACAAUAGUGAAACAAGAAAAAUACGAACAGACCAAUACCAAAGUCAUGAAAUGCUAA
This is a messenger RNA of Cylindrotheca closterium, 1413 nucleotides long. NCBI's taxonomy places the organism in Eukaryota, Bacillariophyta, Bacillariophyceae, Bacillariales, Bacillariaceae. The record is from the annotation of a GenBank genome assembly.